GCACGUGUGAUGCAGCUGUGCACAGAAGGCUGGCCCGAACACGGUCCAAAUGAACCGGCACUCAGGCUGUACAGAGCAGAGCAGGCGUUCCUUACAGUUCACGACGGAAUCUUACUGAAGGGACAGAGACUCGUCAUACCCCCAACCAUGAGAAAUGAUGUCCUCGCCAAACUGCAUGAAGGUCACCAAGGCGUGGUAAAGUGUAGACAGCGAGCACAGCGAUCAGUAUGGUGGCCCGGGCUGAGCCAACAGCUGAACGAGUUGGUUCUCAACUGCCGAACAUGCUGCAAGGAGAGACGGAACCGGAGGGAGCCAAUGAUUCCAUCACCCUACCCGGGCCGACCAUGGGAGAAGUUGGGUGCAGAUCUGUUCGUGCUCGGAGGCAAGACCUACUUGCUAGUUGUGGACUACAUGUCAAGGUACGUGGAGAUAGCUUCGUUGGCCUCCUCAAAAUCGGAUGAGGUAAUUCGCCACCUUAAGUCGAUCUAUGCACGCCACGGGAUCCCCGACCUUCUAGUUUCGGAUGGAGGGCCCCAGUUCUCCGGAACGGGCUUCAGGGCUUUCGCGGAGUCCUACGGGUUCCGUCACAUUACAAGUAGCCCACGAUAUCCACAAGGAAAUGCCGAGGCAGAACGUGCCGUUCAGACAGUCAAAGGCCUCUUGAAAAAGGCAGAUGACCCCUACCUGGCCUUACUCGCAUACAGGGCUACCCCUCUUGAAAACGGGUACAGUCCGGCUCAGCUUCUCAUGGGGAGGAGACUCCGCACAACGGUGCCUGUCCUUCCUGCCCUGCUCGACCCAGCCGUCCCGGACCGUGAUGCCGUUGUACGGAGUGAACGGGAGAAGAGGACAAAAGAUGCUCAACGUUACAAUAUGCGGCAUCGGGCACAGAACCUCGUCAGACUCGACCCGGGACAGGAUGUGUGGAUUAAGGACCAAGGAGCGGAAGGAGCCAUCAUUGAAAGACAUGCUUCCCCACGAUCAUAUCUGGUGGAGGGGCCCCAUGGGACCAUCAGACGAAACCGUCGUCAUCUCAUCCCAAUGAGGUCCUCGCCUGAGCAGAGUGACCGUGGUGCAGCGGAACAGUUCUCGGGAAGCGUUCCAGGAAAACCAUCGGCUGAACCACCGCAGCAGAACCUUCCAGACCCGCUAGCUACUCCAAAUACCAAGACCAGGUUUGGAAGAGUCGUGGUGAAACCAACCAGGUUGGACUUAUAAGCCCCCCCCCCUUCCUCCUACGGUUUCGGUACAAUCAAUGAGGCUGUGCUUGUAAGGUUGUUUGAAUUAUUUAAAAAAAAAAAAAAAAAAGGGAGCGUAGCGGGGGAGGUGUAUGGUGCGAUGUGUUUGAAUGUGCUGUUUUGUUCGCUCUACGAUGGCUAGCUGGUUGCAGAUCAUAUGUGUGUUGGAGCCAUUGUUGAAAAUAAGAAUGACAUUUGUUUUUGUGCAUGUGAUUUUUUGACACAGGCUGAGAUAGGAGCAGACCUCUCAACUACGAGGCAGAAUAAUCCUCAAGGUCUGUUGAAUCAUUGGCAGUCUACCCAAUGAUUCUAGAAAAGGGAGAUGUGGUGUAAUUGUGUACAGCAUGACGAUAGUCGCUGGACGACUACGUCAUGAGUGUGCGCCGAGAGCGGGAGACGAGAGAGUGAUUCGAGAGAGUAUACACGUUUCGAAAAAGCUCAAUAAAGUUACCCACGUUAACACGA
Messenger RNA from Hippocampus zosterae (dwarf seahorse), 1703 nucleotides. RefSeq lists its product as uncharacterized. Gene Ontology annotation, molecular function: nucleic acid binding. The transcript has 2 exons. The record is from RefSeq and is a predicted model, not a curated record. Lineage: Eukaryota; Metazoa; Chordata; Actinopteri; Syngnathiformes; Syngnathidae. Bases 10 to 1218 code for a protein of 402 amino acids. Gene Ontology annotation, biological process: DNA integration.